Molecule: messenger RNA, 4116 nt
Organism: Durusdinium trenchii
Lineage: Eukaryota; Dinophyceae; Suessiales; Symbiodiniaceae
Source: the annotation of a GenBank genome assembly
AGCCGGAGAAAGGAUUAGGGCAUGCGUUGGUGGCAGGCACCACCAGUGGAACUAUCGUCAAUCCCAAAACAACACGGGGCAUUGCCGAAGCUUCCAUGACUUGGACUGAAGGGCGUUCAGACAGUGAUUACAUUGCAACUGACUGUGGAUGGAUGCGGCAUGACCAAGGGGCAGAACAAUACAGGGCAACCUGCCGCUACUUGCGUUUGUCAUUGCAGCCGUUGAACUUCAGCAACUUCGGCUCUCGUGAUGUUUGGGUCACCAAGGUGGGCUACAACGGGAGCUUGCUGUGGGCACGGCAGCUGGGCUCUGCAGGCGAUGAGGUGCUGGGCGGCUUCGCUAUAAACCGCACUGACCACUCUAUCUAUGUGGCGGGAAGCACUUCGGGUAACAUGCUCCGGACCAGCCAUGCCAUCCAGGAUCCUGGACUUGAAACAGCAGAUAGUGGAGGGACAGAUUGUUGGAUCUUGAGGAUCAGUCAGUAUGGCGAAUACAUCAAGGCCUUUCAGUUUGGUAGCAACACGGACGACUUCGUGGCCGGUGUGGUCGUGGCCUCUGACGGUGUGUACGUUGGGGCCGUCUUCCCGGACCAGGCACUGGGUAUCAUAGCUGCUGGCGGUCAGGAUGCGGUCAUCGUGAAAUUCACAAAUGACUUGGUCUUCAUGUGGGCUGGCGUCAUCGGUAGUGAAGGCAACGAGAUCCUGGCCGGGAUCCACCUCUACACUGGCGACGCCACCGAUGGCCGGGAGCGGAUUCUGUGCUUCGGGCAGACGGAUUUCCACCUGUAUUUGGCCAACAAGUUCGUGGGGACACCUGACAUUUUCUUGACGAUCUUCAGCAUUGGUCCUACUGCCAACUUCGAGCGUGGGACGCAGGUGGGUUCGGGUGGCAUAGACGUCGCCACGGGUGCGGCCUCUGCGCCCGACGGUAGCAUCUAUUUGGCGGGCUACUCGGACGGCAACUUGUUCUUCGAUUGGGACCCUUUUGGUGAAAUCGCUGAUCCCAAGCCCGGGGCCUUUGACGGCUUUGUGAUGAAGUUUAAUGAGAAACUGGAAUGGCAAUGGACGGCCAUGCCUGGCACUGAAAAGGACGAGUACGUCCACGGCAUCGUCUUCCUGCCGGGCUUUACAGAGCAAAAGAGCGAUUUGCUGCUCACGGGCACGACUCGAACCUUUUGGCCCGAAGCAGAGUCCAUCAACGAUGUGGUCACGCCCGAUGGAUCAGUACCGACAGAGUUGGGACACGUCGACGCUUGGCUGAUGACCUUGUCGGCCACCGACGGCAGCUUCGCAGGUUGGCAGAAGCAGUUGCGGAGCACGGGGGAUCAACAACUCUUGGGCUUGGCAGCAGAAGCCGCCGGUGGCCAUGUGUACUUGGUUGGCUCCACCACCGACGGAUUCACCCCAGAGCUCGGGCAGACUGCACUCGUUGCCUAUGGCGCUGAUGACGCAUUGCUCCUGAAACUCGUAUGGGGCCGUGCGGCCGCACGCUGCUUCCGCGGUUCAGCGUGCGAAGCUUCCAUCAGCAGUGGGAUUGGACUACAGGAUGACCAGGGCUUGCUCUCUGCCACGCGCUGCGGCAGUGGCACUCGGAACGCCUUGGGCGUCCCAAACGGCACCACGGACGGCUUCGCUGUGGAUGACGGUGCUGGAGACACCUCAGGGCUCCGGCAACGAUUGAAAUGGGGCAAUCCACAGGAAGGGCGAAUCCUAGAAGCCAUCGUCGGGCGAUACGUCCUUUGUUGGUGCGCCAGCGGCUGUGAUGGCGCAGUACCCCUGGAAAUCUCCGUGGUCUUCAUUUCCGGGCCCAACCGAAAUCAGACUCGCACCUGUGUCCGUGGGCAAUCCUGCGACGUCACAGGGAUUGAGGGUCGAGAUUUAGAUUCCUGGGACCGUGUGGCAGCCAUGGACAGCUGUGCUGUGAAUUUUGCUGUGGGAUUUCCACAAGGGGGCUUCACACAAGGCAUUGUGACCUUCAAAUCACAAAAUGCAGACGAUCUCAGCUGCGCCACUGUUACACCAGAUGAGAUUGAAGGCGUGUCUUCCAACUUUGGCUGUGGAAGAGUGACUGCGAGCGCUGGUGACUACAAGCUGUGCUUUUGUACUCCGCGGGGUGCUGGUGCCCAAUGUGAGCAGAGCUUCGACUUUGGCUUCGAGAUUGGAGUUCUCACUUUAGAGGGCCCAUUCACUGGACAACUGCGGAAAUGCACUCAGAAUCAGCGCUGCGCGGUAGACACUAUCCAAGGGAUUGGCCUGAAAGAUGGUGAUUUGCUGCUGAUCUUGGAUGAGUGUCGCAUGCCACAGACAGGCCAGGCCAGCGGCGACAUGACCAUCCGUGGUGUUGCUGGGUUGACACCAGAGCUCCCUGUAGCGGCCUCCGGUGGUGGACAGUUUUUCGUGAUUGCUCAUCCAACUACAGCCGCGCUGGGCACCUACCGCAUGUGCUGGUGUCGACAAGGGGAUUCAGGUGGCUGCACACAAACGGACGACUUCGCAACUGAUGUUGGCCCGUUGUCAAUCGUCGCGCCAGCGGCCAACCACUACCGACGUUGCGUCCGGGGCCAGAUCUGUAGCAUUAUUGAUUUGGAAGGUUGGGGACUCGCAGAUGGAGAUGUAGUGCAUAUCUUGAAGUACUGCCCUAACGCGCCCAGCUACAACAUCUUCGAUGUGGACACAAUCCCACCUGAUGUCUAUGUGGACGGUUGGCCCCGCAAUGGUUUGUCCGUACCUGCGGAACUUGGUGGUCGAUCAGUGUCAUGGGGUGACGAACCAGUGAUGAAUGCAGUAGGAAUUUAUCAGCUCUGCUGGUGCAUGGGCAGCGCAGGUCAUCGGUGUACUUUGCCACAGGACUUCUUCGUCCCCAUUGGGGAGCUGGAAGUCGCUGGUCCUUUGCCGGAUCAAAGCUUCACGGCAGUGGCUGGUCAUCCCAUCACGUUGCCUCAGGUGUCAGCUUAUGGCAUGGGCCCAGACCUCAUUGCCAUUGUUCCUUUUGCAGCCAAUUGCACUGGUGCCUGGGAGAACAUCCUCGUUGCUGCUCAGACAACGGGUUUUCCGUCCGAAGGCAUUUUAGCCAUGUCUGUGCUACCUUUUCACGACUCCACCGGGACCGGGACCGUGACCGACUUCGAGGUUUCGAACUUCACUGCCGGGGUCGUCUCCAGAGGAGGUGGAACCUUUGCGCUUUGCAUGUUGAAGAGUGGCUCGAAGAAGGCCUUUGCAAACCGGGGCUACGAGUUCCUGGGUUGUGGAAAUGAAGAUGAGGCACGUGCUGCCUGUAAUCCAGCCCCUCUUCCGAUGCCCAAGAGCCUCGAAAGUCAGCUGAACUUGGAAGCUGCCGUCGCCAUGGCUCGGAAAGAAGGUGUACAAAUCCACCCCUGUGGGAUGGGAGUGUGGCUCGGCGCUCGUUGGUAUGGAAGUUCGAGUGCAGGGCGUUGGCUUUGGGACGAUGGUUCAAUGCUUUUGAAUGGGUCAUUCGACACUGUGGAAGCUUCUGUCGGAGUCUAUACCAACUGGGCUCCAGGGCAACCUUCGGCCAUCGGAGAUCAUGAAACUGAGCCUUUGUUGUACCUGAGCUAUCCCAGUGGCCGCUGGCAUGAUGCCCGACUCCAAAAGCACCAGUUCGCCGUAGUUUGUCAGGAAACAGUGGCGCAAGGAACGGGAAGUCUACGAUUGCAAGGCCCUUUUGGCAAUCAGACUUUCACCGCUUCAGCUGGAGAGCAGUUACAAAUUUCACCGCUCGAAGGGCUCGACCUGGCGGUCGGCGACAUGUUGCUGGCCACCUGGCCGAAUGAGCCAUGUGGCAUUGCCCGGGCAGCGCCUUUAGGUGGAGAAGGAAUCUCGUAUCCCUCUCCUGAUGGCAUGUCGUUCAACUUCAGCGGCACAGCCACAGCUCCAGGAGGGCCAUACCAACUCUGCUGGUGUAGACGGGCCAUCAAUAUCACCGACUGUCGGCAAGCCGAAGACUUCGUAGUGAAGGCCGCGGAUCUCCAGCUUCUGGGACCUUAGCUGGGUAGCCUCGUAGCCUGUGCCGCAAAGACGUUCAAGCUGCACGAAAAUCGUGCUAGCUUCCGACACACGACGCGCGAGAAAGCUGAGCCUGGCAAGCAUCUAAAAAUUC